UUGAAGGCUGGGGGAUUUGGGCAUGUACCUAUGCACCUUUAGAUUGGUUUCUUCUUUUUGUAAACAGUGAAGUUAUAGGUUGAGUUUAUGUUGGACUAGAGGUCGAACUUCGGGUGCAUAAACUAGGUAGUUGUGAUUUACAGAAGUUUCUAACGUUAACAGAGUCGUUCAAACUAUGGCGGACUGGAAGGUGCCGGUGAGCUACAACUUCAAUCCUUCAUACCACGCAUAUGCUUACGGACUGCUGUACCCACCUGGCUCUGAACAAAUUCAUCCAAACCUGAACUGGACGGAGACGACCUACAAUCACCCCGGAGUCAAUGGAGGUUACUACCAGACGCAAGCACCACAACAGUCUCCACCUGGGAGCCCUGAGCAAAUCACACCCAAUAGCACUGCUCACUACCCUGGUCCAAUGCUGUAUUUCUCGGACACUCACACGCAGAGUGGCAGACUUUUCCUCUCUCAAAAUCGCAGCAGUCAUUACGAGGACCACACAAAGGAGAGCGAACGAGCUGGGAGUGAUAACCCCAGUGACUCUGAGGCCCACACACCAGAUUCUUGGAGUUCGGGCAGUAGCAGGGAAGGAUGCAUUCCGCCGGAAAAUCCCGCCACAUGGGCCAAGAAAGAACCAGAAGAUGAACCGAUCAGCUGCAGUCCAGAUGGCACGGAGGUCGUAUCCAGCUCCAUUACUGUCGGGGAUGAUGAGCCUAGCCUGGAAGGCGUGCGACCGAGUCAGGGCGCUGCUACCGUUCCUCAGUCGCCACCAGGAAAAACUACACCAAACCGCAAGGCCAAAGUACGGACUGCGUUUUCGGAGGGCCAGAUGAACGCACUGACCCAUCGGUUCAGCGUGCAGAGGUACCUCACCCCUGCAGAAAUGAAGACUCUAGCUGGAAUCACUGGGUUGACCUACAAACAAGUGAAGACGUGGUUCCAGAAUAGGAGAAUGAAGCUCAAGAGGCACCAGAAGGAAAACGGUUGGGUGUCGGAGCGCUAUGCCAACUCUGGAUAUCCCAGUGUACCACCAGCUUCACAUCCUCAGUUCCAGACGGAUUCCCAAACGUUACACCAGGACCCGUAUUCAAAUCCCCAACUAAGAGAGGCCGCCUUCAAAAAGAAUCCCUCGCAACCUGCAGCCUUCUACCCCAACUACAUGCGACCGCACUCUCCUCCCCAGGGAGCUGGUAGGCCUCAGGGCAACUGGCCUCUGCCACCGACCAUGUCCCAUUACGAGUACCCCAGCCCUGCCAACUUCAUGCCCCCCAAUGGCAACACCAGCAUCAAUUCUGAUGAUGGAAAUGGGGUGGAUGCUGGUAGCAGCCCAACGAACAUGGCAAUGGUGCACAGUGCCACCCAGUGGUCAUCCUGAGUCAUUGCCUUUAGAUAAUGCCAGAGACCUUUAUGAGAGCAUGUACAUAGUUUUUGUUUUAAGAGAUGUCAUGACCGUGGUGUUUUAUAAAUUGUGUAUAUAUUUUUAGAUGCAGUCUUGAGAUGCCUUGUUUUCUUGCAUCACAGUAAAACAUGAUGUUGACUGCUUGGUCAUGGUUUUACAUUAUGAACAAAGUUUUUUUUACUUUUAGUUCUAUUUUUCUACCUUUUUUUACCUCAGAGUAUUUAAUCUUGCUCAUUAGCUCAUGAUUACCAAUGCUUUUGAUGAGAUGUAUUUAAUUCCACCUUUAUGCAAUGCACUACUCAUAAUCUUAUGUACAGAAACGGGAUGGGAUGUUGCUGCACUGAUUCUUUUUGCAGGUUGAAAUGUGAUUCUUGUGAUUCUUGUAUGAUGUGUAAUGUGUUCACCGUUGCAACUUACCUUAGAAUUGUAACAACUUCACCGUUCCCUGAACCAUGAUCUUAAAACAUGACCAAAAAAGUGUUUGACCUUGACCACAUGCACAACCGGAAUUCCAAAGUGGUCUUACAAUAAAUGUCCUUGCAUUUGCUCAUA
This is a messenger RNA of Sardina pilchardus (European sardine), 1948 nucleotides long. It is a transcript of the gene nanog, whose product is annotated as nanog homeobox. Gene Ontology annotation, molecular function: DNA-binding transcription factor activity, RNA polymerase II-specific; sequence-specific double-stranded DNA binding. The transcript is spliced from 4 exons. Gene Ontology annotation, biological process: regulation of DNA-templated transcription. Lineage: Eukaryota; Metazoa; Chordata; Actinopteri; Clupeiformes; Clupeidae. The record is from RefSeq and is a predicted model, not a curated record. Bases 176 to 1372 code for a protein of 398 amino acids.